AUGGCCGCCUCGGCUGUGGCGCCUUUACGGCGAAGUGCCAGAAACGUGAAGAAGGAAGCUGCCGUGGAAACCAAGAUAGAUUCCGGCGACAAACGGGCUGCCUCGCAUGCAAUUAAGCGCAGUGCUUCACAAAAUCCCCCAAAGAGGCCAAACGUCAAAAAGGUCAAGGCUGAGCCUGUGUCGCCUUCAGCCAAACACAUCUCCAUCAUCAGCUCUCGGGAUUUAGGUAUCAAGACGGCGACGGCCAAAGCGGACAUACUCAAAGAGCGCAAACUCAAGUCCUUUUCCGCUUUUUCCAAACAAUCCCCGUACCCAGACUUUGCACGCCCGACCGCGGAAGAAUGCAGGGCUGCUCACAAGAUUCUGGCCAAAUGCCACGGCGAGCGGAUUCGCCCAGAAGAAGUCGUGGCGCCUACCAAUGCCGCAGGCUGCGGAGAUUCGCCGUCCGUCCUGGAUGCCCUGGUGCGCACAAUCCUGUCACAGAACACGAGCAACAAGAACAGCACCCGAGCCAAGCUGAGCAUGGAUGAAGAAUAUGGCGGUAGCGAUAAGUGGGAAGAGAUUGCCAACGGUGGCCAAGCGAGGCUGGAGAAGUCGAUCCAAACAGGCGGUUUGGCUGCCACCAAGAGCAAGGUCAUCAUUGGCAUUCUGCAGCAAACAAAGGCAAAAUACGGCGUCUACUCACUUGACCACUUGUUUGAGGCGUCAGACGAGGAUGCCAUGAAGGAGAUGAUUUCCUUUCAGGGGGUAGGGCCGAAAACGGCAAGUUGCGUAUUGCUAUUCUGCUUGCAACGACCAAGCUUUGCAGUCGACACCCACGUCCACCGCAUUACCGGUCUCCUUGGCUGGCGACCAGCUGCUGCCGGCAGAGAAGAAACGCAGGCCCAUUUGGAUGCGGUGGUUCCCGAUGAAGAGAAAUACCCUCUGCAUGUACUUUUUGUGACCCACGGCAGACAAUGCGAAGAGUGCAAGGCCGGUGGUAGGAAUGCGAAAAUCUGUGAGCUACGGAGAGUCUUUAAAAACGGCCGCUUCACUCCGACGAGUGAGACCAUCAAAGACGAGAAUGAUGGUGACAUGAAGAAAGAGGAGGAUUAG
Metarhizium acridum CQMa 102 is the source of this 1095-nucleotide messenger RNA. RefSeq lists its product as uncharacterized. NCBI's taxonomy places the organism in Eukaryota, Fungi, Ascomycota, Sordariomycetes, Hypocreales, Clavicipitaceae. The record is from RefSeq and is a predicted model, not a curated record. Gene Ontology annotation, biological process: base-excision repair. Gene Ontology annotation, molecular function: catalytic activity.